Thalassophryne amazonica is the source of this 2934-nucleotide messenger RNA. It is a transcript of the gene e4f1, whose product is annotated as E4F transcription factor 1. Gene Ontology annotation, cellular component: nucleus. The record is from RefSeq and is a predicted model, not a curated record. NCBI's taxonomy places the organism in Eukaryota, Metazoa, Chordata, Actinopteri, Batrachoidiformes, Batrachoididae.
AAAAAAUUCUGUCAAGCUGAGCAGACACGUGCACUGCCCCUUUUGUUGUUAUGACUACAAGGUCGUAAAUCCGCCAUGUUUUCCAGCCUGCUGUGUCGUUGCGACAGAGACGGAGAACUGGAACGACAUGAAUGUAGAAAAUGAUCAUACGGCAGAAACACACAACGGCAAAGAGACCGUCAGCGUCCAGUCUGCUCUCGGAGACGAAGAUGAAGAUGUACAUAAGUGCGGACGUUGUCAGUCCGAGUUUUCAACGCUGGAAGCUUUCAUCCAGCACAAGUUGCGUCAUAGCUGCAAACGGCCACAAGAGGGUGCUGCUAAAGAGAAUCAGCGGCUGAUGGACGCGUUCUCCCAGUGCGUGAUGAAAGCCAGUGGUCCACUGGGCCGAGGUUGCAGGAAGAAGUUUGCUUCGAGUAAGCUCAGUGACCAGUCAGAUGGGACCGAAGGAUCCACGUCUGACAGCGGUGAAAAUGACAAACCUGCUUUCAAAGUCAACAAAGAGGGACGCUACAUCUGUAAUCUUUGUGAAAAGACAUUUAAAACUGUGUCACAUCUGAGAACCUCACAUGAAACACACAGUGACCAGAAAAUCACGUGUCAGCUAUGUGAGACCUUCCGCACUAAAGGCUCCCUGAUUCGCCACAAUCGUCGUCACACAGAUGAGCGGCGCUAUCGCUGUACCCUCUGUGGCCAGUCAUUAAGAGAGUCUGGUGCCCCACCAGACAACAUGAAGGCCCUCACACCCUGCACAAAAAAGAUCCGCUUCAUUCAGUACAAGGAGAUUGUGGUCAGCAAAGAUGGCAGACAGAAAGGAGUGGAACCUGAUCCUGCAACAGCGGGUCCUCAGCAGCAGGAGGUGGUGAUUGUGGAGCAUCAUCGAGAUCAGCAGGAUAAAGUGGAAGCCCAGACUGUGGUCAGCGUGCUGGAGGCUGGUUCUCCAGAAGUCGUCCAUCAGGUCCACUUCACAAUGGAGCUGGAUGGAACAACACAGGAGCAACAGGUGGUGGUGGAUGACUCUCAGGCUGAAGCCUUGACCGCAGCUGCCACUGCAGGUGAGAAUGUCAUCUGUCAGGGCAUCAUCAACUCUGGCAUCACAGUGGGGCCGGAGGAAGCGUGGUUUGAAACGGUACAGGAAGUUGAGGAGGUGAAUAAAGUGACCUCCAACUGUCCACAUGGUGAUGACUGUGUCACUGAGAUCCAGGUUAAAGAAGAGUUUGUGGAGAUUGAGGCAGAGGAAGAAUGUGAUGGAGAUGAUCAGAUGGCUUCAAAAUUGCACAUGUGUCCCCACUGUAAUCACUCUUUCAAGGGACUCAGCUGCUACAACUUUCAUGUCAAGGGUCAUUUGGGUUGCAAGCCUUUUAAGUGCACUCGGUGCCAGAAGGACUUCCUGACUGGCCAGCUGCUGAAGAAACACAUGGAUGGCCACCUCAUUGAGAGGAAGUACAAGUGCGGCGAAUGCGGCAAGCUGUAUAAGACAGUUGGGCAUGUGCGCGAACACAUGAGGGCUCACUCCAAUGAAAGGCCGUAUCGCUGUGCCAAAUGUAACAAGGGCUACAAGACCAAGAAUGCAUUGCAGGUCCACCAGCGAACUCAUGGGAAUUUGAAACCCUACGUGUGUCACUUCUGCUCCAGCAGCUUCAGGGAGAAAGGUUCUCUUGUGCGACACAUUCGCCACCAUACGGGAGAGAAGCCUUUCAAGUGCCCGCAGUGUGGGCGUGGCUUUGCUGAGCACGGGACCCUCAAUCGCCACUUACGUGCUAAAGGAGGCUGCCUUAAGCUGGAUUCCAGUUUGCAGCAGGUCGUGGUCACGGAGGAGCAGGCAUCAGUGGACGGCCUCACUACUGAGGACCCUGAAGGCGUCCUGAUGGAGUUCUCUUCUGUGGUAGCAGACACACAGGAGUACAUUAUCAAUACAGAACCAGAAGAGACGGUGCAGGUUGAAGAACUUACACUCAUUGAUGACGACCAUAAUGAGGUGGGCACCCAGAUUAUGAAAGUUGUGCAGCGUAUUGUCAGCCAGUCACAAAGCGCCGGCGGCACAGGCAGCCACCAGAUCAUUGUGCGUAACGCGGCAGAUGAAGAAGGCACGUCCAUCUCUGACUGUGGCGACACCAUCACCAUCGCUACGCCCGAGAGCCUCACAGAGCAGGUGGCCAUGACGUUGGCCUCAGCUAUCAGUGAUGGAACACUACUGGCCGCUGCGGGAGCCAUGGAGGCAGCAGAUGGAAUGGUUACUAUGGUUACCACUCAGGAAGCAGUGGAUGAGGGAGUUCAGAUGGUGCAGCAGCAAGAGGAAUACGUCAUCACGUCACCGGAGGAGGUGGAGAUUCUGACCCGUGUCAUAUGAAGGAAGCAGAAGCUAACUACUGACGAAACAGUUUGCAGAACGUUUUGAAUAUUGCGGCAAACAAAACGAAAACAAGACCUAAAGCCCAAGUGUUAGAGAAAUGUUACCUGCAAAGAUUUUUGUGUUUGUGAAAUAUAACAGCUGAGAGUGCAUGAGGACGAGUUCUGUGUUUGGAUUAAUUUAUUUAUUUGAUCAGCUGUCUGCUGAAGUAUUCCAUAUUUUUGGUGCAGAUGACUUCAAAGCACGAAGUAACAGAUCGGCUUUUUAAGUUUUUAUUUCUAAGGCAGAUUACUUGGACAUAACUACUUUCCAUGAAAUUUGAUGAAAAUGUUGGCCUGGCUAUGAAAAGGUCUGAAUAUUUUGUGAGGGGUGUUUUCACUCCCAAACCACUUUGAAACUUAGUCAAACAGCUGUUCAGCCUGGAAUUGAGAAACUUGUACAAGGUUUGCUGAGUUGUGGAUGAUGUCGAUCCAGCAAAGUGAAAGGUUACGACUUAUUGUUUCGUAUUUUACCAGAGCUGCUUGUUGAAUGUUUGUCUUUGCUGCUUUUUUGUGAUACUGCAAAGUAAAAUUUCUUCUACAUUCUUA